Molecule: messenger RNA, 654 nt
Organism: Trypanosoma cruzi
Lineage: Eukaryota; Euglenozoa; Kinetoplastea; Trypanosomatida; Trypanosomatidae
Product: myo-inositol-1-phosphate synthase, putative
Exons: 1
Biological process (GO): inositol biosynthetic process; phospholipid biosynthetic process
Cellular component (GO): cytoplasm
Molecular function (GO): inositol-3-phosphate synthase activity
Source: RefSeq, a predicted model, not a curated record
AUGCCGACUGUUCGCGUGCAGGGUGAUCGCAACGUGCAAUACACGGAGGAGGCCAUAACAGCCAAAUACGUGUACCGUACGACGCGCGUCAAGGAAUCCAAGGAGGAGGUGAUUGUGGGGCCGGUAAACGUUGCGUUGCGAUUUCGCACACUUCGAAAAAGAGCGAAAUGUGGUCUCAUGAUGGUGGGGUGGGGCGGGAACAAUGGAUCAACCGUGACAGCGGGUAUUCUGGCCAACAAGCAUGGAUUAACGUGGCGCACAAAGAAGGGGGUUUUGCAUCCAAACUAUUUUGGAUCCAUCACGCAGUCCAGCACGCUGAAUUUGGGGAUGACAAGUGACAUGAAGGAGGUGUUUGUACCGCUGAAGGAUGUUGUGCCGAUGAUAAACCCGAAUGAUCUCGCCAUUGGUGGGUGGGAUUGCAGUGGAAUGAGCCUUGUCGAUGCGAUGCACCGUGCUCAGGUGUUGGAUGUUGCUCUCCAGGAUGCACUGUAUGAAUACAUGCGGGACAUGAAGCCCUUGCCUGCCGUUUUUGACCUGGAUUUUGUGGCGGAAAAUCAGCAGGAGCGUGCCGAUAACAUUUUAUCCGUGCAACACAAGUGGGAGGCAGUGGAGAAGCUGCGGUCCGACAUCCGCACAUUUAAGAAGGUGCAUGAG